AGACCAUCUGUAGGCUUUUCCUUCUAACCAGUGCCUCUCUCUCUCUCUCUCUUUCUUUCUCGCACUUCACUGCCUUACCGUACCCUGAAGGAAUAACAACGUCUAUUCUCUCUCUUUACUCUCUCUAUUUCUCUUUUCACAGUAAAGAGUUGGUCGGUCGGAGACAUGUUGUCGGAGAGAUGCUCAGUUUCAAGCUCUUCGGGUUCGUCUUCAACUUCUGCGUCGGCGGGGGGGAUGUUUUAUGAAGGUGCGGAUCGGAUGGUGGAGAGAGAGCUUGAGGCGGCGGAGACUCUGGCGGAUUUGGCACAUUUCGCUAUGCGCGAGUGUUCCGGCGCUGAAUCCGCUGGGAAUUGGGGUCAUAAAGGCAAGCGUGCAGGCAAGAGAGUCAAGAGCAAGUCUCCUCCCACUGAGUUGGGUUUGAACCCGGGUCACCCGGUGACACGUUCCUUGGAUCUCGCGGAGCAGGAUAAAGCAGUAGUAAAUCAUCAGAAACUUGGAAAACUAUGCAGUGAUGCACUCAAAGAACCAGUGAAGGCGGAACAGAAUCCUAGCAAUAAAAAGUUGAAGGUUGAGCGGGAUGCUGUAUUACCUAAGCCAAGUCCUAUAUGCUCUACAAGUUACCCAGCAUAUGGAUGUGGCAAGUCAAGGCGGAAUUUGUCGGAGGCUGAAAAGGAAGAAAGGAGAAUACGCAGGGUUUUAGCAAACAGGGAGUCAGCGAGGCAGACAAUUCGCCGAAGACAGGCUUUGUGUGAGGAGUUGACCAGAAAAGCUGCUGAUUUAUCGCAGGAGAAUGAAUAUUUAAAGAGGGAAAGGGAGUCGACAUUAAAAGAAUAUCAGUCGUUGCAAACCACAAACAAACACCUAAAAGAUCAGAUAUCCAAGAUAAAGGCUGAGGUAGAGGAAACUCCCAUCAGCCAUAAGCCAGGGAGUGUUCAGAUAUCUCCAUCUCCACCUACAAGCUGCUCAUUGUUCUUCUAUAACCAUCCAUCUUUUACACCACUUUUCUGGCCUUCUAUCUCUCAAUCUCCAAACUCUGUUCAACCGCAACACAUACAACAGAAUCCAAUCAUCAUGCCAUCAGACAUUCCUUUGCCAGCCAAUGGUAGGCAUGAUUCUUAUCAUGAGCAAGAAAACCUCAUUAAUAUUAAUGGAGCAAGAACUCCCUUUUAUAUAUUUCCAUGUCCUUGGCUCUUUCCUCGCCCUGAUCAUAAGAAUGCAUUCCAACCUCAGGUGCCCUAUUUCCCAAAAAAAGAAGAAGAGGAAACCUCUGUUAAUAACCAGUACAGUACCACUUCUUCCUCGAGGACUGUCCCACAUUUGGAUAGCCACCAUUCAUUCUUGCCCCUUAAAGUCAAAACAGAAGCGUCUGCCUCAAUGGAAGCUGGACCUGCAAAUGAUUUUCAUGAAAUUUCAGCUGGCUUUUCUCAAGAUGGAGUAGAUCAACAUAUAGGAUCUCAGCCUAGAGAUAGAGAAUGGUCCUUUAUUCAUGUACCUAAUGUCAAGCAAGAGAAUGGGCUUCAAUUAGAUUCCACAACCCACAUUGAAACAUCUUCUAAAGCUUUUCACACUUCAGGUGCUUUUCCAGAAAAAAGUGGUGAACGAACCAUCUUACCAACUAAGAAAGUGGCAGAUGCAGUUGCUGCAGCUGAAGCAAGGAAGAGGAGAAAGGAACUCACAAAGCUAAAGAACCUUCAUGGCCGUCAGUGUCGGAUGCAUUGUUGAGCUUUUACACAAAUAUUUUGUUAAGAAUGCUGUUCCCUAAUCAUUAUGUUUGUUCAGUGCUUUGAUAUUCAGGAUCCACUGGAGGCCAAACCCAAAGUCAGCGGUAUUUAAACCAUUACCAUGGGAGGCUGAUGAAGAAUCGGAAGUUAGCUUGUCACAUGGUGUACAUGUCAGAGGUUUUCUUUUUUCUUCUAUGAUGCUUGUGAGCAUGGAGGCAACUGAUUUUUUGCUGCCCAUUUGUUUUGCAUGGGUAGCCUCAUGCUCAAAGCUUCAAAACAUGAACUGCAGUAAUACUCUCAGAAUCUAUUUGUAAUUUGUCUUGACAAUUUUAGUAGGAAAGUGAGUGGCGUCAACAAGCAGUUUCUCAAGGCAAUCAGUUGGAAGAGGUAGCAAGUUUAACAAUGUGAAAUUCCACCAAUGUUCCGUAACUUGAGUCCCAACGUUGAAAUCUUUUCGUGGGAAGUAGAAUAUGAGGUUGAGUUGGGAGAUUGAAGAUCUUGUUUUGGUUAUUUCAUGUCUUCUUUUAGUUCUGUCAUUUCUGCACAAUUUUGGGUAAUAUGACUUAGCUAUUAUAAUUCUAAUUUUUAUGCUAAAGUUUGUGAACUGCGAAUUAAUAGAUUAUGCACCAGCUGUUUCUGAUGUGCUACUGAA
Ziziphus jujuba (common jujube) is the source of this 2373-nucleotide messenger RNA. RefSeq lists its product as uncharacterized. The coding region runs from base 166 to 1722 and encodes 518 amino acids. Lineage: Eukaryota; Viridiplantae; Streptophyta; Magnoliopsida; Rosales; Rhamnaceae. Gene Ontology annotation, cellular component: nucleus. The transcript has 6 exons. Gene Ontology annotation, biological process: regulation of DNA-templated transcription. The record is from RefSeq and is a predicted model, not a curated record. Gene Ontology annotation, molecular function: sequence-specific DNA binding; DNA-binding transcription factor activity.